CCCCAUCAGGCCAUCAUCAUCGGGAGAGAUGCCCCAUCCACCACACCGACACCCAUUGAUGAGACGCCACGAGGUGGCCAGCGAAUAGAAAUAGGGGACAGACCAGCUAGUGCGCCAGCACAGUCUAGCCUGCUGCUGCUGGCCACUGCUACUGUGCUACUAGCUGACGCCGGGCCGGUGGGGGUGUGAGCGGGCUGCGGCGAGCUGCCACUGCGGCGGUCGGCUGGCGGCGGCCGCGCGAGAGGAGUGGAGCGAGAUGAACGCUCGGUGGGCGGUGCUUCUCGCGCUGCUGGUGGCGAGCGCCGGCGCCGGCGGCGCGCGCGCCGCGGGGCUCGGCGGGCUGAGCCGCGCGUCGUUCCCCAAGGGGUUCGUGUUCGGGACGGCGACGGCGGCGUACCAGGUCGAGGGCGCGGCGUCCACCAACGGCCGGGGGCCCUCCAUCUGGGACGCAUUCGCGCACACCCCAGGAAAUGUUGUGGGAAAUCAAAAUGGAGAUGUCGCGGUGGAUCAAUACCAUCGCUACAAGGAAGAUGUUGAUCUCAUGAAAAGUUUGAAUUUUGAUGCCUACCGAUUUUCAAUCUCAUGGUCCAGGAUCUUCCCAGAUGGAGAGGGAAGAGUCAAUCCAGAAGGUGUAGCAUAUUACAACAAUUUGAUAAACUACCUGCUCCAGAAAGGCAUGACUCCUUACGUCAACAUUUACCACUACGAUCUUCCUCUUGCACUCGAGAAGAAAUACGGAGGGUGGUUAAGCUCAAAGAUGGCAGACCUGUUUACAGAGUAUGCUGACUUCUGUUUUAAGACCUAUGGCGAUCGUGUAAAGCACUGGUUUACAUUCAAUGAGCCAAGGAUAGUAGCAGCGCUUGGUUAUGACGCUGGGUCAAAUCCUCCUCAAAGGUGCACCAAAUGCGCCAAUGGUGGGAAUUCAGCAACCGAACCUUAUAUUGUAGCCCAUAAUUUUCUCUUGGCACAUGCUGCUGCAGUUGCAAGAUACCGUACAAAGUAUCAGGCUGCUCAGAAGGGUAAGGUUGGUAUAGUUCUGGACUUCAACUGGUAUGAACCUCUUACAAACUCACCUGAUGACCAAGCAGCUGCUCAAAGAGCUAGGGACUUCCAUGUUGGCUGGUUUGUUGAUCCAUUGAUAAACGGACAUUAUCCACAGAUAAUGCAAGAUCUUGUGAAAGAGAGACUGCCCAGGUUCACUCCUGAGCAAGCUAAAUUGGUCAAGGGCUCAGCAGACUAUAUCGGGAUCAACCAGUACACAGCCAGCUACAUGAAGGGCCAGAAAUUGCUCCAGCAGACGCCUACUAGCUACUCAGAUGAUUGGCAAGUUCAAUAUGUUCAUGAAAGGAAUGGCAAACCAAUUGGACCACAGGCGAAUUCUGAUUGGCUUUACAUCGUCCCGACGGGAAUGUAUGGAUGUGUGAACUACCUCAGGGAGAAGUAUGGAAAUCCAACAGUCUACAUAACCGAGAAUGGAAUGGAUCAGCCUGGAAACCUGACCCGCGACCAGUACCUGCGCGAUGUGACAAGGGUGCGGUUCUACAAGAGCUACAUCGGCCAGCUGAAAAGGGCCAUUGAUCAGGGCGCUAACGUGGCUGGCUACUUCGCGUGGUCUCUCCUUGACAACUUCGAGUGGCGGUCAGGAUACUCGUCCAAGUUCGGCAUCGUCUACGUGGACUUCAACACGCUCGAACGGCACCCGAAGGCUUCGGCCUACUGGUUCAGGGACAUGCUUAAGAAGAAUUGAGAUUUCUAGAGGCCAAGCCUGAAGUUACCAUUUUGCUCAGCUUUGCCUUGUGUUUCGGAUGGCCGCCCAAUGGUUCGAAUCCAGCUCAGCGUGCUAGGCUGUCAAAAUGGGAAUAAAAGAAGAACAGAACAGCCGCUCCAAAUUGUGCAUUCCAUUUAUGAUUUAUGGCCAGAACGUUGUGUGUUUCCUGUGGAGUUUGAGCUGUGUGAUUGUUGAUUGAAAUAUUUAAAAUACUUGAUCA
Molecule: messenger RNA, 1988 nt
Organism: Panicum virgatum (switchgrass)
Lineage: Eukaryota; Viridiplantae; Streptophyta; Magnoliopsida; Poales; Poaceae
Product: beta-glucosidase 7
Exons: 11
Coding region: 257-1747 (496 amino acids)
Biological process (GO): carbohydrate metabolic process
Molecular function (GO): beta-glucosidase activity
Source: RefSeq, a predicted model, not a curated record